AUGGGAUUCUCAGACUUAUGGAUUGAAUGGAUAACACGAUGUGUAUCGUCGGUGAAGUACCAUAUCCUUUUCAAUGGCCAACCGAGAGGAAAUAUAACCCCUGUGAGGAAAUUGCGCAAAGGAGAUCUUUUGUCUCCUUACAUAUUUAUUCUAUGCAUGGAAGCGCUUGUUAGCCUUCUUAAUCACGCGGAGAAUCAAGACAAUAUAACAGGAAUGUGUGUCUCACGCACUAGCCCCCCGGUAUCAUACCUUCUUGUUGUUGAUGAUAGUUUGUUCUUCUGUAAGGCGGAUCCUUGUGAAUGUGAUGAAGCCAUGAAAGCUCUUGAGACAUAUGGGAUAGCCUCUAGCCAGUGUAUUAACUAUGAAAAAUCAUUUUUACUCUUUGGUAAGAAGAUAUCCGAACAUGUGAAGGAAGAAGUUAAAGCCUCAACUGGAAUUGCAAAUGAAGGAGGGAUGAGAUCUUAUCUUGGAAUCCCAGAGGACAUCAGUGCCUCAAAAGAUAAGUUGGUGGUUAUCGAGGAGAGGAAAGGAAGUGCUGAUAAAUUCUAUACUGCUAGCUCUACCUACAUACGUAAUGUCAACUCUUCUACUGCCGCUUGA
Molecule: messenger RNA, 600 nt
Organism: Brassica napus (rape)
Lineage: Eukaryota; Viridiplantae; Streptophyta; Magnoliopsida; Brassicales; Brassicaceae
Exons: 2
Coding region: 1-600 (199 amino acids)
Source: RefSeq, a predicted model, not a curated record